UUAAUCACUCAUGGACUUUUUUGUUCCCCAGGUGUUACUGGUAGUGGCAGUAAAAAUGAAACAAUUCCACAGGUGAUUAAGCAGUCAGAAGACGGACUGGAGGAGAUGUCCCUCGACCAAUCUCCAUCCGUCAACCACACCUUAAACAUCUCUGUAGUAUCUUCAACUCCACUCAACCAAUCUUCAGAAGGAAUGCAACCACAGCCAGUAUUACCCACACAGGUUGCUCAGACUGCGCCCAUCACCAGCACUGCUGAUACUACACCCACAAUUGCAAGGAAUGUCAACAAAACCACUUCACCAGUGACUUCACAUCACACCUCAGCUACACCCACAGCACCUCCAAUAACUCGAAAAACAACUACACAAACAACACCCUUCAUGAAAACAUCGACGACUACACCAACAAAAACUCCACCACCAACAACAACAGCUACACCAACAACAACAACAGCUCCACCAGCACCACCCUUCUCCACAGCAGCAGCGUCAAACCGUGCAACAACUAUAAAAACUACAACCACACUACCAAAAGCUAACACGACCCUUACGGUGACUACAACCAAAGGUACGCAACAGACGAAAGCCCCAAGCUCUGCAGCGCCACCACCAGUUCAGACGUCUUUACCCAAAGAGACCACCACCGUAACCGUCAGCAGCACCACUACUGAAAAUAACAAAGGGCCUGUUGCCUUUGGAACGGUGGUAGAGGUUGCUGUGUCGCCGUUGACCCUGCAGCUGGUGGACACGGCGUCUUUACUCUCCGUCUUGCUCUUUGGCCUGCUCUUCUUCUUGGUCUCGGUGGCCGUGUUCGUCACUCAGGCCUACGAGAGCUACCGGAGGAAGGACUACACCCAGGUGGACUACCUGAUCAACGGCAUGUACACAGACUCUGGGGUGUGAGGGGGGAGGCACAGCGCGUCUUAUUGCCUGGAGACUGUAACAUGGAGGAUGGACAGCAUGGUGCCGCUGUUGAUUCACAAAGUAAGUCAGUGUUCCUGUUAGACAGUUCACAGGAGAAGAGGGAAAGGACUACACCAACAUCCCUGAUCUGCUCCACUUAACUCUUCGUUCUUCCCUGCUUCUCUUUCUUUAAUGGCUUCAACGCUAGGGGUUUGGUCCCAGUGUGCCCAAUGUUGAGCACGUUGUUUAGGUUACUUGUACGUAACCCUGGUUCUAUGCGUAGGUGCGAAGCCUUCUAUUGGUCCACGGCAGAUCUCCUCCACUGCUGGUCGGUCAGUCAGUCAGUCAGUUCAGCUGUGGUUGGUCAGCGUGGCUCGACCAAUCAGGAUGCUUCCAAGGUAAAACAAAAAAACGUUUUUUCCUUUACUGAAAUAUAUGUGUAGGCCUUAUUGCCAAAUUGUUUCAGGUUUUGUAUCUUUUCCAGAUGAAUGUAUUUCAACUCUUAAUUUAUAGCAUUAUGCAUUUCUUUCCAUAUUCAAAUAGAUGUUUCUAUUUGGAAUAUAAGGUCACAACGAUAUGAAGGACCGAAGCAGACUUGUGAAUAUAAUAUACGAAAUGGGACUUUAUUUCACAUAAAAGGGACUCAAAAUGUUAAGUAAAAACUCUUUACAAAUGCUUUGUCAACCUUAAACAAUGACUUGCAAGACGUCUUAAGAAUAAUACACCAAGAGGGCUAAGCAAUAAUUCAGUAUAAUAAUCAAUAUCCUUCGUAUCAAGUCUGAUCACAUGUCUGGGCAAAAUGUGAAUAUUUUAGAUAACUUAACUGAAGAGUUUUACUAAAAUUGGUCACUUACAUUUGAAUAAUUGUUUCUGAUGUAAUACAUUCAGCCUGUCUUGUAUUUAUUUUUUUAUAUGAAACUGAUAGAAAAGAUGUCCAAAAGUUGAACUACAUGCGCGUCAGUUGAAUUAUCUUUUGAAUGUAGCCAAUAAUUAACAUAGAGUGCAAUGGAAAAGAUCUGAGUGACUGGGAAACACUUGGUGCACAUGAAAUCUGUCUGACAGUGAUGGUGUGUAGCAUUUCUCUAUUGCGGUCUUCAGUUUGUUAAACCUGCUUUUGACCUUGGUACUUAGAACGAGUAGGGCUGCACGCUUUGGAAAACAAAAAUAAAUUGCGAUUAUUUUGAUUUACGAUUUUAUAGGGAAAGAACAUUUACGAAACAUUUUUUAUUUUAUCAUUGAAUGACAUUAAAAUGAUCAACAGGUCAAUGAUUAUGAAUGAAUUGUGUGGAAUAACAGGACCUCUGCAGCACCACAAUACUUCAUUAAGAUAUGUUUACAUAUUUUUCCUUUACAAAAUAUUGCUUCUACUGCGAUUUAGAUAUUGCUCUCGUCCAUAUUGAGAUUUCUAAAAAGGUAUUUCUAAAAUGUUCAGCCCUCAUCAGGACAUAGCACUCAGUUCUUUUUCAAUUCUACCUAAAAAUAUAGAGCAGACUUUGAUUCCGAUUAAAUGUUGGAUGAAUUGUGCAGCCCUAGUUCUGAGAAAUAAUAAUGAUACGUCAACAACAUCUUAAACUUCAACAUCUGUUUAGACUAAUGACAGAUGUUGUUAUAGCCUAGCUUAGCUCAACUCCUGCUAGCCUUUCACAUUCUUUGUUACUGCAGCCAGCCAUUACUGUCACCAUUUUAUAAUGUGCACAUCACACUACUGCAAACGACGAGGGUUACUAUGCCAACAUGUUUUACUUUUUUUUUUAUAUCAAAUAUUUCGCAAAUGAUUGCAUUUGAUUUCACCGUCGUUCCAUUAGCUUUCAUUGAUGACAUUUCAGCUGCUUAGUUUCUUGUUUUUGAACGUGUCCUGCAAUGAAUCAUGGGAACGGCCCCAUACUAGCUUAUUUCAAUACAUUUCAUAUUUUACUCACAAUUCAUGUAUUUUCAAAGCCUCUGCUAUUUUUUAUCUUAAUUUUGAAUUGUCUGUAUUAAUCCAUCAUCUGUAUUAAUGACCAAUGUAUGGGUAUUAUUUUGACCAUUGUUCCUAAACAGAGUAUUCAUCUGGCUACAGAUAUAACUCUGUAUAUUUUCUCGUGUUUUAGUUUUAAUGUUUCAUAUUUCAUUUAUGCAUUUCAAACCAUUUUUCCACUUUAAAAUGCAUCACUCUUUUCUCAUCAUUGUGUUAUCCUAAUGAAUGGGUUUAAGUUACCAUUAUCUUUCCCAUAAUGAGUGAGAAACUGAAUUAUGGAAGUUAUAAAUGUGAAAGCAGGUGUCUUAAAGUUUGCAUUACAGUUGAAAAUUGAUGAACACACACUUGGCAGUAACUGCUAGUUAUGAACAAUAUGUAAUAUUAGGAAUUAUGGACAGAUGUUCUAAGUUGCUCUUAAUAGAUCUCCAGAGAACGAACAAACGGAUUUCUUGUUGCCUUUUCUCUUCCCUCGACCACUUUGUAUUAGCGUUCUCCUCCUGAGGGUUCAUGGUUGAUGGACAGUUGCCAAAUAUUCGCUGAAGCACAUUAUUGUAAGAUAAAGCCAAGGAAACAUAAAGCCAUUACUAAUGAGACGAUCAUCAUGUGAAACAGAGUAUUUGUGCAGUAAUUACAGCAAAAUGCAUUUCCUUAAUCUCUUUCUUUUAUUAUUAUUUUCCACAUCUUUAAAGUUUACGUCACCCAAUAAUAGAUUUUUUGCUUUUUUUGUAAGAAAAUAAAACAAUCAUUAUAUUUGGAAAAUGUCUGUUUUCAGAAUUGCAGGGGAAUAUAAAAUGAGUUUAAAAGAGCAUCAGAGGCCAUUGGCACUGAAGGACAGAGUGGCUUUGUUUGAAAUAAUUGAUGUCUAAAAUAUGUUUAUCUCGGGAACAAGACAUUCCAAUUUUUUGGGAAAUUAAAUCUUUUUUUAUUAUCCUGUUAUAGCCAUAAGACUAGAUAUUUGAUUGGAACACCAGUUAUUAUGAUCAAAUAUAAUCCUGAGGUUAUUCAAAUCUGAUCAAAAUAAGAGUUAAUGAAAUGAGCCGCUCUCAAGCGUGGGUCCUGUGAUUUUUUUUUUUUUCAUGAUCUCUCACUAAUCCGAUUAAGAUUAGGAUGGGAAAUGUUCUCGUCAUUAUUGAUCAAAUCUCAAACCAACCCACCUUCCACUCAUUGGAUAAAAACAGACAUAACUGUUUGGUAUUUAGAGAUAUUUAGCAUAGUUCACUUAAUUCUUUGUUCUUUGGGGUUAUGAUUUCACAUUCUGUAAGUUGACUCAAGUGAAGUGAAAUCCAAAUGUCAGACGAUUAGAAUGCAAACUGAUGAUGGACUGUGUCCAUGACGUGAGGGAAGCGUUUUCCUCAUUUGAGGAUUUUCUAACUUUGAUUUACACUUCUGUUGCCAAUAAUUGUAACGUGCGCUGUUUGAGCUCCUGGCUGAUGAGUUCAGGGUGGACCUGUGUUUGCAGGAUGUCGAGAAAUGACGUGUGUGCCAACUCAACAUUGUACGAAUGCACUUUAAAAAUAUAUUUUUUCUUGCAGAGUAAAUAAAUAUUGAAAAAGAAAUAUAA
This is a messenger RNA of Notothenia coriiceps (black rockcod), 4421 nucleotides long. It is a transcript of the gene cunh11orf24, whose product is annotated as chromosome unknown C11orf24 homolog. The transcript has a single exon. NCBI's taxonomy places the organism in Eukaryota, Metazoa, Chordata, Actinopteri, Perciformes, Nototheniidae. Bases 106 to 903 code for a protein of 265 amino acids. The record is from RefSeq and is a predicted model, not a curated record.